Molecule: messenger RNA, 648 nt
Organism: Oikopleura dioica
Lineage: Eukaryota; Metazoa; Chordata; Appendicularia; Copelata; Oikopleuridae
Source: the annotation of a GenBank genome assembly
AUGCGGCGGCUUUUUCUUCUGUUUUUCGUGUUUUCUAGAGCUGAAAUUUGCGAGAAUUAUGACUCGUACAAAGGAAGAACCCAGCUGACAAAGAUCAUGAGCGAAGUUUCUCGGACCAAGGCGUACCAAGGUUCACGUUGCUGGCCUCGUUUUUCGAAUUUUGUCUGCGAGACCCCUUCUUCGCAAUUCAACUCGGCGGGGGACGAGUUGUCGCGAAAAAAUUGCAGAAUGACGAUUUCGAGCCAUCAAAACUACCUUGGAGAAUAUCUCGAGACGAGUGGCCCGCUCAAGGAGUGUUUUCUCGAGGCAUCCAUAAGGACUUAUGUUCCAGCUGAUAAGAAGAAGAAGAAGAGAAAGAUCAUCGAAGAAUUCAACCACUUUUGCGAAAUCAUCGUCAACGCCCCUGGCAGCAUCUUUUCAGAUUGCGAUGAUAUUUCAACCCAACAAAGUGAAAAACGAUCAAGUUGCUUCAGGAAAAAAAUCGAGAACCUCUCGACUUCCAGCGAAUCGCAAAAUGAAAUCAUAGAAGACCUACUCGACCGCCUCGAUUUACUCGGGUCUGAAUUUGAAUCCCUCCAUGAAAGCUUCUACACCCGCCUUGAAAAACUAGAAACAGAAAAGAAAAAUCUUUUGAUUUCCUGUCAAUAA